AUGAACUGGGCUUUGGCUAUGGAGGCCCGGGUGUUAGAUAUAAACGAAGAGGUGCGAGGCGAUUGCGGCGGGCGUGAAAAGGCGGAGGACCCGGGAGAGCUGGAGGAGUCGGAGGAGCUGGAGGGGCGAGCUGCUGGGUUCGGGGGUCUCGGAAGCUAUCACCCGGGUUCAUGA
This is a messenger RNA of Morchella sextelata, 174 nucleotides long. RefSeq lists its product as uncharacterized. The transcript has a single exon. The coding region runs from base 1 to 174 and encodes 57 amino acids. Lineage: Eukaryota; Fungi; Ascomycota; Pezizomycetes; Pezizales; Morchellaceae. The record is from RefSeq and is a predicted model, not a curated record.